GGCCACAACUCCUCCUCCGACUCGACACUCACUGCUGCCGUCUCUUCAUCCGCCCUGUAAUAUUGCAAAGCUUGGGAUUGCUUGCUCGGGGAGAUCACGACAACCACAUCUUGCCACCAUUUGCAUUGCAUUCCACCCAUCGAUCGAGCGUUCACUGGUGACGUAGGCUGCACUGCUGUACACCCUCACCAAGACACCCACGACUCCUGAAGCCACUCUGCGUUCACGUACUCCUCCCUUUGCAACUGUCAAAUACCACGAAAUUCGACAGUAAAGGCAUUGCAUUGGACACGUACAUUGGACGCACCUUUGGGACUGCUGUUGGCCACAGUGCCACUCCAGUCCGACCGAUUCAUCCACCACCACCGGAAGCCGAACGGCCGCCUUGAAACCACGCGUUUCCCCUCACCACCACCAUGACCGACGACAACUCCAACGCCGGCCGUGCAGAGUCGCCUCCACGUGUGCGUCGCUCCUCUUUCGCAGGCGAGACCUUCGCCAAUCUGUUCAGCGGCGGCCGCUCGGGCAGCAUUUCACGAGCCACGAGUGACUACAAUGGCGGUCAGCAAUCACACAACGGUGCUGGCCCCAUCACAUCGGCGGCUGCCCAGGCGCAGCGCCGACGCCUCUCCUUGACCACACUGGGUCUGUCCGGCUCUCCCGGUCAAGCCUCUCCGUUUGGUUCGUACAACAGCCGUCGCGAUUCGUACGGCACCGCUGGCAGCGAUAGCAUCGACGAGUCGGCAAUCGAAGAAGACGACGGCAAGACCCCACUACCGACCCCCGCAACUCCCUUCGCCAGACGUAUGAGUUUUGGUGCAAAGGCACUUCGGGAUGUGAGAACGGGCAAUGCUGCCAAUGGCGGUGGAGGCGGCAGCCCACCAAAUGGUACUAGUAAACCGUCUACUAUUACCGAAAAUGAUGCACCUCCCACAUCCAACACCAACCCGAGAACACACAAAGCGAAUGGGUCGAUCUCGAGCCGAACCGCUAAAGGUCCAGGCAACGAAGGCUUCAAUUGGUCCGACAACUUCCGCAGCCGCGCAGAGCGCACCUCCUCAAUCGCUGGCGGCACCCUGUUCGGCAAUAACAAUGCCGGACCCUCUCCACCCGCCGGAUUGAAACAUGAUCGCAGCAAGAGCGUGGCAGUCAUGGAGCCACCAGCAAGAGAAAUGCCAAAGCCAAAGGAGCAAGUCAGACCAGAUCAUUUCCAAGAGCGAAUUCUCAAGGGAGACUUUUACAUGGAUUGAUCGGACAGUAAUUAUGUGAGUGCGAUGCAUAUCAUAAGUGCCUAUUCGGGCUGUCCGCAAAGUCAGAAGAGCAAUGGGCUGGACAACGAUCACUUGAUGUCGAUACGGCAGAAAUUGCUACCGGCGUCUGGGCAACAAGGCAAACAGGCGGGACUUCAAAAAUCACAAAUGUGGAAACGCCAGACAGCAGGGGAGAGAAUACCUUUACGACUUUACGACUGAGAUCAAGCAUUAGCUGUUUUUCUUUUCCGCACACUGUUUGGAAGACAGUGGAUUACGCUCGCUUUGCAUGGCGGGCUGCAGAUGAGUGAACAUGGGGGAGAGGCAGGUUCAAUGGCCAUGGGCCGAUCGAUGCGGAAUGUACCAUAACAAAUUGUGAUGAGAAUCAAUUGAGCAUCCGAGUCUGAGAGCCAACACGGACAUUCC
Messenger RNA from Cercospora beticola, 1676 nucleotides. Lineage: Eukaryota; Fungi; Ascomycota; Dothideomycetes; Mycosphaerellales; Mycosphaerellaceae. The record is from RefSeq and is a predicted model, not a curated record.